CCUAACAGAAUGGGAGGAGGAGAAUGGGGAAAAGAACUAGGAAGGAAGAUGUGAUGUGGUGUACAAACCCCACACUAGGCAAUAAAGGGUUAAGGUAUUGGGCUCAGCCAGCCCUGCCCUGCUGCACCUGUAGAAAAUGCACCAGCUGGAGGAGGAGUUAAAAGGCAGGAGAACAGCUCACUUGGUGGUAGAUCAGGAAAGAAAGCAGACCUGUAACUCCAGCAGAGGAGAGCUGAAGGAAUGGCAGAAUUUGUCCCUAUACAACUGCCCAAAGGUCCUUUCCUGAGGGAAGGGAAGCCCUGCUACAGAGGGAGCCUGAUAGGGAAGCAUCCUCCACUCCCUCUCAUAUGAAUUCUGGGUUGUGUUAAUUCCCUUUGUUUUGUUUGGACUACCCUGGUAGGGGAAAGCUCUAAGCCUGAUCUGGCCCAGGAGAGAGGCCUAUACCACAGGAGAAGGCAGUUGCUGUCCUGAGAGAAAGGAAGCUCCAUGUUGCACAGCUGCUGGAAGACCCCUUUUGGUGAACGGACACCCUUCACACUGUCUUACCCUUGGGACAAUCGCAGGGAGGUGGUAGGAAGUGGCCCAGGGAGGGCAGCCUUAAGUGCCCCUGGCUGUCAGAUCACUGAUUGCCCUCAAAAGGCUCUGGGUUGGAGCCUGAUGGAAUGGGAGGGCCUGGUCUCCCCUACCAGCCACUGUCCCUGCCUUACUAUGCAUUCUACCAUGCCAGGGGACCCAAUUACAGCACGGCGUUACAGGAUCUCCAAUCCCAAAGGUGCAAAGCUCAUGAGUCAGACCAUGAACAGCAUGAGAUUUUCAAAAAAGGUUCUAUGGUGUGUUUUGGUUUUUGAUCUUUGAACCUCCCCUGCCCAUCCCAGUAAUUGCAUGGCUCUCUCCCACAUUUAUAGAGGAAAUUGAUUCUGGCUCCUGCUUCAGGCACUUGCACUGGUGGCCUGGUGAUGUGGAUCUUCCAGCUUCUUCCAAAACUCUAAUCAAUUAAUUAAUUCUGUAUUCCCUGCCCCCCCACACACCUGUCCGUCCCCCAGCCCAGCAAUUAAUUUGCACCUUUCCAGCCCCCAAGGUUGUAAGUGAAGGAAGAAAUUGUAGGCAUCGCAGUGUGAGUGGAGAGGCGGUAGGUAUUGGGGUGUGGAAAAGGUUAUGGGUAUCGUGUGCAUGUGGAGGGGGCUGUUGCUGUAGGUAUAGAGGGAGCAGGAUGCUGUGUGGGAAGGGGGUUGCUUGCCGCUGAAGGUUGGAGAAAUUCAGCUUUUCACCACAGAGAGAAAGUAGGGAGUGUUAUCUUUCUCUUUACUCCUCACAGCACUUGGUUAAAGUGAGCAACUUUUACAAAAAUAAAUAAUCUACUCUUCUGGCCUCCUAUGAACAUGGGUUGCUGGGCAGUUGCCUCUCCCUCACUACAGCCACAGGAGCAGGCUCUUCUGUUUACCAUGCUGGUUACCUCCUCUCCCUGGUCUCAGUGAAAGAGAGAUGAGCGAAGGAAACUCCAGGAAGAGACAGCUCUUGACUGGCUGAGUGUGUGCCAAGGAGGAGCCCCCUGGGGGUGCAGGUUGCAGAGGCAGAUGGGACAAGGCAGUAUGUAUUUGUGUGUGUGGGUGUAUGUGGACUGCAAGAGGACAGGUAGGUAUUUGAGGUCUCUGUGUGCCAAAGAGUAGUGGUUGUGGAUACAAGAAGGAAAAGUAGUGGGGAGAAAGGGGUGCAAUUCCCUAAAGGAGAAAAAAACUGGGAUAUUUAUUGAGAAAGGGACCUGAAAAGGGCAGAGAGACAGAGAUUGAGAUCAAGGAGAAUAAAGACCCAAGGGAAGUGAAUCCAGGAAGAAAGUCAGAGGGAGGGUGCCAAGGCCACUGAGAGUGAAAGACUGUAGAAGAAAGAAGAGAUCCAAAAGGGAAGAGAGCAGGAGCAUGAGAGUGGUUAUGAGGAGAAUGGAGCAGUGAGUGAUAGAAGAAGAGGGAUCCAUAGAGGAAGGGCAAGAUGUUGGUCCCAUCUAUGCUAUAAAAUGUACCCUGCUUGUUACCAGUUACAAAGCAAUCCUACCACUGUUAGUAAUCCCAAACAGCUCAGGGUUGCAGAGAACAUGGGACCACACCAUGUUGAUUAACUUUGUUGGAGUUUUGCUUUAUUGCAGAAGUCAUGAAAACUGCUAAAACAUGGUUCUGACUUGUCUUCACUUCAGGAUUAAAUCUAUUCCAGUAUUCUGGAGGAGAAUUUUCUCUAAACAUGGAUCAUUAAUACAGAACUCUUUAAGUUUAAAAAAAGGCUUAAAACAGUUUUGCAUGGUGUAUUUAUACCAUAAAGAAGAUACAUGCACACAAGAAAUGAAGAAUCACAUCCAAGUUUAAAUGGAUUUCUCAGUUUUAUGUGUUGUAUGCUAAGGACUGUAAAUAAUGAGUCACUCUGGCUGAUGUCAGGAUCUCACUAUCAGAGCACUUGUGCAGCAGUAAACCUAGAGUAAUCUUUCUUCUGUGUGCCAGGCUGUUUGGUUGGGGGUGAUAUAAGCAGGGAGGCUGAAGGCGUCCACCUUCUUUGCUGAUUAUUUCAGCUCCCUUCAUCUCUGCAGUCACUUACAGGAGGAAAAUAAGGCAGUGUCUUGAAAUGAGUGAUCAUUUGGAAGAAAACUGUACUGAGAAAAGCAAUUCUGCCCAUGAGGAACCUGCAGAAGCAUAUGCCACUCCUGCUAAGGAUUGUCAAAUAGCACAGAAGCAACUGCAACAAAUAGAGCGGCAACUAAAAUGCUUAGCGUUUCAAAACCCAGGACCUCAGGUAGCUGACUUCAACCCUGAAACGAGAGAGCAGAAGAAGAAAGAGCGUAUGGCAAAGAUGAACCAAGAUUUUUUUUAUAAACACAAGACUAUGAAGAAGUAUGACAAACAUGGCAGGCUGCUUUGUAAUAACAUGGAUUUGUGUGACUGCCUGGAGAAGAACUGCCUGGGUUGCUUCUAUCCAUGCCCUAAAUGCAAUUCGAACAAAUGUGGACCAGCGUGUCGCUGUAAUAGAAAAUGGGUUUAUGACAGAAUUGAGACUGAAGCUGGGGAAGUGAUUAGCAUGUUACCAUUUUUUGUCCCUGAAUGAUGUUUUUCUGCUAGCUUUUGUA
Messenger RNA from Malaclemys terrapin pileata, 3103 nucleotides. It is a transcript of the gene ARL14EPL, whose product is annotated as ADP ribosylation factor like GTPase 14 effector protein like. Bases 2605 to 3081 code for a protein of 158 amino acids. The transcript has 7 exons. The record is from RefSeq and is a predicted model, not a curated record. Lineage: Eukaryota; Metazoa; Chordata; Testudines; Emydidae.